Linepithema humile (Argentine ant) is the source of this 1919-nucleotide messenger RNA. The record is from RefSeq and is a predicted model, not a curated record. NCBI's taxonomy places the organism in Eukaryota, Metazoa, Arthropoda, Insecta, Hymenoptera, Formicidae.
ACGCGUCAACGCGUUACACGUUCUGUGUGUAAGAGCUCUUACUCUCACUCCUCCCCAAUUGUUUAUUCACUUCCUUUUCUUCGUGUGUUGGCAGAUAUACCAAGAUAUACUUUACUUGUGUGCUAAUUGGCGAUAAAGUAACUCGAGUAUUUCAAAAAGGCAAUUAAAACAACUUAGAAACAAUGGGUAAUAAAAAGAAAUCAGCACAAAAUCCAAAUGCAGUUGCAAAUCAAUCGAUGGAUGAAAUAAAAAAUGGUUCAGUAAAAAAAAACAAGAAUUCCAAGUUGAAAAGUACAUCUGGAGGCAAGACAGCUUUGAUUAACAAUUCAAAAAUACAAAAUAAAAAUCAAUCAUCUCAGAAAAAUCUCCAGAAUAUUACUGAUGCAAAGAAUAAUCAGAAUUUACUUCAAAAUAACAAGAAAGAAUUGAAAGAACAAUAUUCUCUGAAAGGAAAAGGAAAGGUUUCAAAUCAAUCACAAAACAGACCAGUCAACAGGAAGAUGACAGAAAAGGAAUUAGAAGUUGAUGACUCUGAGUCAUCGGAUUGGCAAAGUAUGGAAAGUGAAGUUGAUGAUGUUUCAGAUAUACAUAAGAAGAGUUUAGCAGAUGAAUCAGAGGAGGAUGAUGAGGAUUCUGAAGAAGAAGAUGAAGAUGACGAGAGUUGCGAAAAUGAAGAUGUUAGGGAUGAAAGUAGCAGCGGAAACGAUGAAGAUGAUGAGAGUUGCGAAAAUGAAAAUGUUGGGGAUGAAGGUAGCAGUGGAAACGAUGAAGAUGACAAGAGUUGCGAAAAUGAAAAUGUUGGGGAUGAAGGUAGCAGUGGAAACGAUGACGAUGACGAUGACGACGACGACGACGACGAUGACGACGACGAUGACGAUGACGACGACGAUGACGACGACGACGACGACGACGACGACGACGACGACGACGACGACGGCGGCGACGACGACGACGAUGACGAUGACGAUAACGAUAAUGAUGAUGAUGAUGAUGAUGAUGAACAAGAAGAAAAAAAAGAUAUAGAUGAAAUGGAAAUUUGUAAUGAUAUAGAAAUGCAAACGAUUGGAGACUGCAUCAUAAGAGAGACGUACAAAUUUAGGAAAUAUUUUUCCGUCCCUGAUGAAGUGGUUAAUAGAACAACUAUUAAAAUUGAACAUCUUCCCAAGACUAUAACUGAAGAAGAAAUAAGAACAAAAUUUGAAAAGUUUGGUUCCAUUAAAAACAUAUGCUUGAGAACAAAACAAAAAAGUAAAAAUAAAUUUAAUAUAAAACGUCCAAAUAAUCCACUCGGUGAAGUUUCAGCAUGCAUUGAAUAUGAUAGUCCAAUAUCUGCCAGAAGGGCAUUUAGCAUGCAUAGAAAGCUAUUUGGAGGAAAUACAAUAAACGUACAGUAUAUGGAUAGAUUCUACUUAGCCCACCCAUUUGAUGGUAGUAAAUGUGUAUGGAUAAGCAAUCUGAUUCUUGGUGCAGAUAACGCCUCUCUUUGGAAAGCGUUUCAUAAAUGUGGAGAAAUAGAAUAUGUACAUGUAUUUCGAAGUCACAUUUCAGGAUUUGGCCAUGGGUUUGCUUAUGUUGUUUUUAUGAAGAAAAAUGCUGUAAAUGAGGCUGUAAAACUAGAUGGAACUAUGAUUCUGGAUCAGCAAAUAAAAGUAACCGCAUGUUGUCCUGAGAAAGUAAAAGAUAGAAAAGGUCAAUUAAAAAAAGCUAAAGAAAUAAAGAAAGUUUUAGUUAAAGACACAGAAAAUUUACAACAUAAAAGCAAUAAUAAAAAUCCACCUAAAAAAUUCAAGAAUAAUUCGGGAAAAGCUGUAGCACGUAAAGCUAAAAAUAAAAAACAAUAGAUACCUCAGAAAAGUAAUGUUAAAAUAAAGGCCUUGUAGAAAAGAAAUCGACACCAUUCUAGGAGGACAAAAAGCUAA